Molecule: messenger RNA, 1852 nt
Organism: Sclerotinia trifoliorum
Lineage: Eukaryota; Fungi; Ascomycota; Leotiomycetes; Helotiales; Sclerotiniaceae
Source: the annotation of a GenBank genome assembly
UUACAGUCCAUUCUACUGUUAACUUUAUCUUACAGUCAUUGCUCCAAUACUUGUUUCGCUGCUCAUCCAUUUUUCUCGUACGUAUCAACCAACUGUUGACCGCAUUUCUUGUGAUUUGUUAGUCUCAAAAACAAGAUGUCGAACUUUGAACAGACAGUAGAAGAUGCCUGCACAGCCAGAGAUAUUCCAGGUGCAAUUGUGGUGGCAGGAGAUAUUUCUGGUAUGUCUCUCUUCUUGAUUUCGCGGAAUGUGUUGAUGGGUAGAGUUUAUGUGUGUGGACUAGCAUCACAAGUCCAAAGUCCAUAACCACAAUUUUGAGGCUCAUAAUAUUUCUUCCCAUCCCAAUUCGCUGGUUCAUGGAUUGCAGUUGUUAACAUAUAUUAGGGAAAUUUUAUUAUGAGAAAGCCUUCGGAUAUCAAUCUCUCAAGGAUCCCGCAACGCCCAUGGCACUGGACAAUGUCAUGUGGCUUGCUUCCUGCACAAAGCUAGUCACAACUAUCGCGGCACUGCAAUGUGUUGAACGAGGCCUUUUAAGCCUAGACGGAGAUAUUUGUGAACACCUACCAGAAUUCAAGGGUGUACAAAUUUUGACUGGUUUUGACGAAGAGAGCGGGAAGCCAAUCUUGAUAGACAACCACAAAACUAUAACACUUCGGUUUGUUGCACUCGCAGACUCGCAAUAUAUUGAGAAAUGAGCUGACUGGACCAGACAUCUUCUCACACAUUCAUCCGGUAUUGCAUAUGAUAUUUUCGGUAAGCAACAUGAGUUCUGGCGUUGAUGAAAAUGGCUAAAAAUGAUCAAGAUCCGUUACUUGCUCGCUACCAAAACUACAUUGGCAAGCCGCCUAAAAUGAGCAGUGAAUCUGGCUUGGUAAAGGAUGUCAUGAGGUUCCCGCUUCUCUUCGCGCCUGGUGACUCAUGGGCCUACGGCGCUAAUAUUGAUUGGACUGGUCAAAUGGUAGAGAGAGUCAAUGGCAAUAUCUCCUUGGAGGAAUACUCUAAAAAGAAUGUAUGGGAACCUCUUGGCGUAGAAAGUAUAACCUUUCAUCCAGUUCAGCACCCAGAAAUAAACUCGAAAAUAGUUGCGAUGAGCCGAAGGGAAGGGCCAUUAACUCCGACUGGCACAACGGCAAACCCCGACGGCAAGGUCACAUACACGAGCCAAGUCCUAUUCCAUCCAGGUACCAAAGAUUGUUAUGGAGGUGCUGGGACGUUUGGAAGUCCCCUCGACUAUUUCAAGUGUUUGCAUAGCAUUUGUUCUGACGAUGGUCGAUUGUUGAAAUCGGAAACCAUUGACGAGAUGUUUAAGCCGCAGCUCAGCGAAGCCGCAAGAGAAGGGUUGAUGAAAACUCUUUCUAGUCCAGAUAUCAAAGCAUGUAUGUGUGACUUACCUCAAGGAUCGAAAGUCGAUUUUGGCCUUGGAGGAAUGAUCAAUUUGGAAGAUAUUGGUGGUAGAAGCAAGGGCUCGCUGGCUUGGGUAGGAUAUGCAAACCAUUUUUGGUGGAUCAACCGUAAAGAUGGAAUAUGCGGCAUGUGGGCCUCGCAGCUUACACCUCCUGGAGAUCCAAAAGGCAACCUAUUGUUUCACACAUUCGAAGAGGAAAUGUACAGGAAGGCAGGUGUCUCUCCAGAGAAGUUGUAGAGGGGCCUCUUUGAGAAUAAAGAUUUGCAGGAGGUGGCUCGGGCGAAAGAUUGUUCACGUUUGAUAAAGUCAGCACAUUCAUUUAGAUAUAGUUCUUUCUCCAGAUGUUGCGCUUUAAGAAAACCGUCUCAUGAUGAUAGCAUUUUUCAGUAAAUUGUUUAAGCAAGCACUACAUAUGAAGGACGCCAAAUUGUGCAUUUAUAUAAGGAA